AUGCCCCUUUGUAGGCCCAUCUCUCCCCUGGAAAACUCAUUGGUUCUUGCCUUGCAGGGGGCACCCUGGGGUAAGAUCCCCAUUGAUCUCUUACCAGGGAGGCUUCCUCUCUGUAUUGGCGACUCUGGGCAUGAUGGAGCCUGGGGAUUGUUUGUCCUGCCGUCCUUUCUGAAAAAGCACAUCUGUCCACACACCGCUUCCUCGAGAAGCACUUCAGCCAGUGCUUACCUUGUCUGCACAUGGGUGGGUUACACGGCUGACUUAAGCAGGGCCUGGAGGGCAGCCUUGGGCUGGGGCUGUGGGUUUGAAGAUAAGCCCGAGUGA
This is a messenger RNA of Rangifer tarandus platyrhynchus (Svalbard reindeer), 324 nucleotides long. NCBI's taxonomy places the organism in Eukaryota, Metazoa, Chordata, Mammalia, Artiodactyla, Cervidae. The record is from the annotation of a GenBank genome assembly.